This is a messenger RNA of Agrilus planipennis (emerald ash borer), 1455 nucleotides long. Its product is annotated as SID1 transmembrane family member 2. The record is from RefSeq and is a predicted model, not a curated record. Lineage: Eukaryota; Metazoa; Arthropoda; Insecta; Coleoptera; Buprestidae. The coding region runs from base 322 to 1347 and encodes 341 amino acids. The transcript is spliced from 8 exons. Gene Ontology annotation, cellular component: membrane.
AAUAAUAUUGUCAAUACAACUCUGAGUUCAUUUAAAACAUUUUAUUGUUUGUUUAUAUAUAUUUCAUUAAAUAAAAAUUUCACUUCUACUAACUGAAACGCUUUACUUUUUGUAGAUAUUUCCCGAGAAAAUGUGGAUGAUCAUCUUAAUCGCUCUACCCUUUAUUUAUGCGAUUUAGCCAAAAGAUCUUCCGAUUAUUACGACAAGAAAUCUUUAAACUAUUGUUGGCAGGUCUUAAUAAUAGCAAUAUUUUACAGUAUUCCUGUUGUCCAGCUUGUUAUAACAUAUCAAAGGAUACUAAACUAUUCUGGAAAUCAAGAUAUGUGCUACUACAAUUUCUUGUGUGCAAAUCCGCUGUUUGGGAUGACCGACUUUAAUCAUAUAUUUUCGAAUGUCGGUUAUAUAUUUGUAGGGAUUUUGUUCCUAUUUUUAGUUUACAUUAAAGACAAAUGGGAAAUUUAUAAGCCGAGUCAUGGUAUCCCUAUGCACAGUGGUAUGUACUAUGCAAUGGGGAUAGCUCUUAUAAUUGAAGGGAUUUUAUCUGCAUGUUACCACAUUUGUCCUAAUCAAGCGAACUUUCAAUUUGAUACAAGUUUUAUGUAUGUACUGGCUGUGUUGUGGAUAAUAAAAUUAUAUCAGAAAAGGCACCCUGAUAUAAAUGCAGUAGCGUAUGCUACAUUUUUAGUGCUAGGUAUUGCUAUAUUUAUGGCUACUAUUGGUAUUGUGGAUGGCUCUCUAUCGAUUUGGAUACUGUUUAUGGUCAGUUAUAUUAUUUUCUGUGUGUACCUUUCUUUUAACGCAUACUUUCUGAGUUACGUUAGACAUGGGCUUAUGUCUGUAUUUAAAGAUUGUACAAAACCGCAUGAUAGAUUUUUCAAUGUUUUUAAGCCACGAAGAAGAGCACAUUUUAUAAUAUGUUUAUUGGGAAACAUCAUCAAUUCCGUAAUGGCUCUCUUGGGAAUUUAUUGUUAUUCAAAUGGAAUUGACUUUGGGACAUUUCUGCUGGUAAUCCUCCUCGGAAACGCAACUUUAUACUGUUUAAGUUACACUAGCAUGAAAUUAACUCAUGGAGAACGAAUUUGUGCUCAGGCGAUCUUUUUUGGAAUUUUGACUUUAAUUACAUGGGGUUUCUCCGCUUAUUUUUUUACACAGACUUCCACCUUGUGGUAUGUAUCGCCUGCGGAGUCUCGCCAGAGAAACACAAAUUGUCAAUUUUUGAAUUUUUACGAUUACCAUGACAUUUGGCACUUACUGAGCGCAGCUGCUUUACUAUUUACUUUCGUCUUCCUCAUGGUUAUUGAUGAUGACUUAAAGCAUAAACCACAUUACGAAAUAUCUGUUUUUUAGUAAAAUAAUUUCCCAAGUUCGUUUAUUUAAUUUCCAAUUCUCUUGUAAAAUAUAAAUAUACAUAAGUAUUACAACUUGAAAUAUAACUAUAUAGAAAUUUACCAAGUA